Molecule: messenger RNA, 1493 nt
Organism: Trichomycterus rosablanca
Lineage: Eukaryota; Metazoa; Chordata; Actinopteri; Siluriformes; Trichomycteridae
Product: protein THEM6-like
Exons: 3
Coding region: 58-675 (205 amino acids)
Source: RefSeq, a predicted model, not a curated record
CGCAGCCGCCGAGAGUUGCACGUUGAGAGGAACAAAUCUAGCAAGAAAGUGAUUUCGAUGGAUGACUUGGUGUUGUGGGCUUUGGCUGGCUUGCUGCUGCUCUUCUGCUGUUUGGACGUGUGGUACUACCUGCGCUUCGUGGGGGUUUUACUCCGAGCUUGGUUCCUCAAGCCCGUGUUCGACAUUACAGCAGAGCAGACUGUAGGAGGCCAAGUCCUCCUCCAUGACAUCGACAUGUGCCACAUGAACAAUGCUCGCUACUUGCGCGAGUGUGACUUUGCCCGGAUCUCCCUGUACGCCCGUAACGGUGUACUGAAGGCCACACGGGCCUUAGGGGCCAACUUGGUGGUUGGAGCAUCUACUGUCCGCUACAGGAGACCUUUGUGCAUCGGGGAGACAUUUGAGCUGCGCACUCGCAUCGUCACCUGGGAUGAGAAAGCGUUUUAUCUGGAGCAGCGCUUCGUGUCUCGGAAGGAUGGAAUAGUUGCAGCGGUCAUGUACUGUAAACAGAAUGUACUGCGCACCAGCCCUGAUAAGAUCCUACAAUACCUGUGCAAGAGGAAGGUUGAGGUUCCUGAUUUCCCUGAAGAGCUGCAGCACUGGAUUAGUUUUAUAUCAGCAAGCAGUCAGUCUCUGAAAGCUGAAAGUGGACUGAAGGAGAAGAAAAGUGAAUAAGGAUCAACAUUAGCUUGCUGUCUUCAUGAUGCAGUGAUGUACGUCUGUUCUGAUAUGUGAAAUACAUUAGGCUGCAGUCCUGACACUGUAUGAAUGUAAAUGUAACCACAGUGUUGUAUGAAUUAUUUACAUGAAAGGGCUGGAACAGUUCUAAGGUGUCGGUGUUCUGUAUGUGGUGGGUGCUGCAGGGUAACAUAGAUCUGAAGGACUUGAGGAGUUUGAUCUUACUGUCUCUCCAAAACUUUUGGAUUGGGUUCUUUAUAUUGGUGCUAGACGUGAGUGUAUGAGUUGAUGAGUGAGUGUUGCCUGUGUCCUGCAUUACUACUAACAAAGAUUAAAAGAUCUGCCUAAGAAAGAGGGUGGUUUAUUAUUAUUAUUAUUAUUAACAUAGAUUAUUCUUGUGUUAUCAAAAGUAUUUUGAUGCAGAAAUCAUCUAGGAAAUAAAAAUGACACAUUACACAACAAUAAAAACAUAUACAGAUAUACACAAUAGUGUACACUUAAAAACAUAAAUGCAUAACCACAUUUGCUUGGGGACGGCAUGGUGGGUAGUGCUGUUGCCUCGCAGCAGUCCGGGUCCUUUCUGUGUGGAGUUUGCAUGUUCUCCCCGUGCCGGCGUGGGCUUCCUCUGAGAGCUCCGGUUUCCUCCCACAGUCCAAAGACGUGCAAGUGAGGUGAAUUGACUGUGUUUGACAUUAAACUUGUGAACUGAUUAAUCUUGUGUAACAAGUAACUACUGUUUCUGUUAUGACUGUAACCAAGUGUGUAAGUAAAACAUGACGUUAAAAUCUUAAUAAAUAAAUAAUACAUCAAUCAAA